Molecule: messenger RNA, 5810 nt
Organism: Spodoptera frugiperda (fall armyworm)
Lineage: Eukaryota; Metazoa; Arthropoda; Insecta; Lepidoptera; Noctuidae
Product: P protein-like
Exons: 19
Coding region: 405-2873 (822 amino acids)
Biological process (GO): transmembrane transport
Cellular component (GO): membrane
Source: RefSeq, a predicted model, not a curated record
ACACGAUCUGCCGCCCGCGCAACAACACGCGUGCGCGGUAAGCGACGCACCGCCAUAUUUAUUGAUGCUCGUUAUAUUUAAAAGUGAAAGUUUCUUGUCAUAUUUUGUUGUUGUUUUAAAAAGUGAACAUAGCAAUUGUUUUAUUGUUUGUUAUUGUUAUUAUUUUGUGUAAUACUUACAUUUGGAUUGUGUUUUGUAAUGAGAAGAAAAUAUUGUUUUGAUUUCGAUGUUAAAAUCUAGUUAAGAUUGUGUGAAAACUAUUGAGGUGAAUAGCUACAGCUGCAGUUUUAAAGUGUCUUAAUAAGUAUGCGAAAACAUUACAAAAAGACUUUAAACAAUCAAAAACAACACCUAACUCAAUAAAAAUAAAGUUGCGAAUGGAAAAAACUAUGUCCUGACACAAAAUGGCUGACUUAAUGCAAAGACUUAGAGAGUUGGGCCGCAAAAAAGAUGUGAACUUGAACAAUAGUGUGUAUUCUGUGGUUUCGUGUAGCGACCUCACACCAGGGAGCGUGGACAUUUGGGUGGACCUUCCGGAUGAGAUCAAGUUUGACCCUCUACUGGCACCCUUCAAGCAGCGGUAUGAACAGCAGCAUGGUAAGAUAGAAUUGGAGGACCAUGCAGAGGGUGAUAAGACAAUAUUUGAUAAGAAACAUGAGGUGGACACGAGGAAGGAUGAUGUGGACCCUCUUAAAGAUGCAGCAAACAGAUUAAUGGAUCCGAUGCAAACAAAGGAUGGCAAGAAAUUGAAGUCUACAAGAAAGAAACGGCUAGACCAAGCAUUGCGAACAGUGAAGCUAUGUGGCCUGAUAGCCUGCUGGGUGCUCCUCACCGUCUCUUUGUUGCUGAACAUGGAGCGAGCGGAUGUGGUGCUGCACACUGCCGUGCAGGGUGGGGAGAUUAAAGAAUACGAGUUACCUGCCAGUGACCAACGGGUAAAAGUAUCAAUUACAUUGACUGGUCCCUUUGCCCAGCCAGUAACCAAUGAAAGCGUGAAUACACUUCAUAUCUGGCUGCAUAGAACUGUUGGUGAUAAUGCAACUGCAGAAUUUGAACAGAAUUCAACGAAAUGGAGUAUACACCUUCAGCCUGAGGGCAUCCUGGACUUCUCACCCAGUUCCACGGAGAGCAGACUCCUAAUCCUUGAGGAUCAGGCGCCUAUACACACUCGAGGACAUCAGGACCUGAACUCCACAUCCUCAUUCAGCCUCAUAACAGAAGAAAUUACCAGAUGGGGCCAAAUUGGAAUGAAUGGUACAAAACUAACUCUUCGUAUGAGCUCCACAAGUAGCAGUAUAGUUCCUCUGACAGUCAGCUAUCAGAUGAACCCGAUUGACCCCGAGGAGGGCAUCAUCUAUGCAACGAUACUGCUCAUCACCUUAUACACCCUUAUUAUAUUUGAGAUAGUAAACCGCACAAUAGCAGCUCUCCUCUCCUCGUCACUCGCCGUAGGAGUGCUGGCUCUAUGUGGAGCUCGACCCACGCUACCUGAACUGGUUUCCUGGCUGGAUGUGGAGACUCUACUCCUACUCUUCAGUAUGAUGCUGCUGGUCGCCAUCUUGGCUGAAACUGGACUGUUUGAUUACCUCGCUGUCUUGGCAUUUGAAAUGACAGGUGGGAGAACAUGGCCUCUGAUCAACGUCCUGUGUUUCUUCACUGCUAUAUUCUCCACGUUUCUGGAUAACGUCACCACUGUGCUGCUUAUGACACCAGUCACCAUCAGAUUAUGCGAGGUGACCCAACUGAAUCCAGUGCCUGUUCUUAUGUCAAUGGUUAUAUUCAGCAACGUAGGGGGUGCUGCCACACCAGUGGGGGACCCUCCCAACGUAAUCAUAGCCACACACCCUUCUAUUGUAAAAGCGAACAUAAACUUCACGACUUUCACGAUACACAUGGGGGUAGGCAUACUAAUAGUAUGUGUGCAAACCUACUUCCAACUUAGAUAUAUGUUUAGAGAUAUAAACAAAUUAAGGCAUAGCGUUCCAAGAGAUAUAUUAGAAUUACGUCAGGAGUUGGCGGUUUGGAGACGCGCUGCUGCGUCAUUGUCCUCAUACUCCAGGGACGAAGAUAUAGUGAGAAGGGCACUUGAAAAGAAGGUAGAGAAGCUAAAUAUGAUGCUAAAUCGGCGGGAAGCAGGGGGCGGUGCCUCCAAGACUGAUCCUAUGUUCUGCUCCACUCUCGCGCAGAUGAAACAGAAGUAUCGCAUUAGAGACAAGCCGUUACUAGUGAAGUCGACUAUAUGCGUUUCCUUCGUCAUCAUAGUAUUCUUUCUGCACGCCAUACCUGAAUUACAACGCCUCUCUUUAGGCUGGACAGCGCUUCUAGGAGCCUUGUUGCUGCUCCUCCUGGCUGAAAGGGAUGACCUGGAGCCUAUCCUGGCGAGGGUCGAGUGGUCCACCUUAUUAUUUUUUGCUGCACUCUUUGUCCUCAUGGAGGCUCUAUCAAAACUAGGUCUCAUAUCCUGGAUAGGCAAUAUGACGGAGAACCUAAUAUUACAAGUUGGCCCAGAAUCCAGGCUGGCUGUGGCAGUUAUGCUAAUAUUAUGGGUAUCAGGUAUAGCGUCAGCAUUCGUGGACAAUAUACCGCUGUCCACGAUGAUGGUGCGAGUGACAGCAGCGAUGGCUGACCCGGCCGGGCUGGGUCUGCCACUCGCUCCCCUCGCCUGGGCACUCAGCUUCGGAGCCUGUCUUGGAGGUAACGGCACUUUAAUUGGUGCGAGCGCAAACGUGGUAUGCGCAGGAGUGGCAGAACAACAUGGUUACCGCUUCACAUUUGUACAAUUUUUGAAAAUCGGUUUUCCUAUAAUGCUUGGAAACUUAUUAGUAGCUUCACUUUAUUUAUUGUUCUGUCAUUGUUUUCUUGAAUUACAUUGAUUUUUUGGAAAAAAUGGUCAAAAUUUCUCCUGAUGAGUCUUCGGGUCCCAAAUUGAAACUAGGUACUCCAUAGAUUUAUUAUAAGACAUUUUCGAACAAAAACAAUUCGUUGAAAUAGUUUAUGAGAUCCCUAUUUUUUCAAAGUCAAAGUCAUAGUCAAAUCAUUUAUUCCAAUUAAACCAUAUUCUUAGGUACCUACUUUAGAAAGGUCAACAAAGAAAGAAAUAAACAAUAGUCUGUUAGUCCGUCCGUCAGUGAAGCUAGGUGCUCGUUCCAAAGUGUAGCUUCGAAUGGAGAAGAACGAGCAAGCAACUACAUUCGUUACUGUUAUAAAAAUAUUUUUGUUGUUAUAACUGCUAUGAUAGAACAUAUUUUUUGAAAAAGCAUAAAAUAUAUAUUAAUCAAUUUUCAUUGAUCAUGAUGGCCAGUCUGUCUAACUAAACUAACCCACUACGCAGGAGAUAUUAUAGUGCACAAGUGUGUGCGCAAACACAGGUGCACUCUCUGUUCCCUCACUCUCUGAACCCGAUGGGACGGCAGACCGACACGAUCGGAGAGAGGUCAGGCUUAGGACCAGGCUUUAAGUACUUUCCUGACCUCCAAAAAAAUUCCGGAGCUGCGGACUACCUAGGUUUACCGGGGCUCUGGUUCGAAAAGCAGGAGUAGGAACGGGGUGGUUUUUAGUCAGUAAGAGUCUGACACUCCCUCUCGCCUUGCCCUGGCGAGAGAAGUCAUUGGAUGAUUUUCAUCCACACCUCAAAAAGACCUCCAAAAAUAGGAUCUCAAAAACAUCUUUUGGUUAUGGGACCCGUAGACUAUAAAAAAAAUACAUCACAAUUUUUUUCAUACUUUAAAAUGUAUUUUUAGUGUUAUGUAUCAUACUGUAAUAGGUGAGCCUAUUAUAUAACACCAGCCAUUUUUAUAUUCCAAUAUUGUUAUUUAAUAUUAUUUUCAAAAUGAAUUAAAAAAAGAAAACUGUCCGAACUGAAAAUCGAAGCUACAUACCUCACGCUUGGUAGACAUAGAAAGUGUUAUUUUUUUUGUUUUCGAUGAAAUUAAAUAACUUUUAAAGUUAAGCGUCCACAGGCCCGCAUCGUACGCAUCGCACGCAACGGAUUUUAGUUUGUCUUGUAUAGAAACUCAUACAACUGCGUCCACUGAUCCGCAUCGUACGGACCGCAUCAUCGGCAAUGCCUACAUACGAUGCGUAUCGAUGACGUCAUACGGAAUGCGUACGAUGCGCUGUGGACGCUAACCUUUGUACAGAAUUAAAAAAUAUGUUAGAUUAAAAAAAUGUCUGAUAUGUGCAAUAAAGGGUGACGGAGUGGGUGUAUAUCUAUCUCUAUCUCACUCGCACUUAUACUCUUUAAGCAUGGCGUCAAUGUUAUAUCGUGCGUCUCUUUUCAGUUAUUGAAUAGAAACAUUUUUCAUAUAAUAAUUAAAAGAAAUAUUUUUAUAUUGAACACCUUUUUAAUAACAAAUAAACACAUAAAAAUAUGUUUUAUUAAUUAUUAUGUUAUCGGCUGCCUCGUUGGUCGAGUGGUCGCAAGUGCGACUGCCGAACAAGGGGUCUCGGGUUCGAUUUCCGGGUCGAGCGAAGUAUUACUGGGGUGUUUUCGGCUUUUCGAAAAUUUCUUAGUAGUAGCACGGAGUCUGGAAUUGUGUCCAGUAUAUGGCAAUAGGCUCACCCCCUAUUACAUGGGACUUGUAACACAAAUGGUGAAAAGUGGGUGUAUAGCGGCAUUACAUGUCGUAAUGAGCACCUCUGCCUACCCCUUCAGGGAUAAAAGGCGUGACGUUGCUUAUGUUAUCUUCUUGAGUAAGCCGAUAACAUAAUAAUUAAUUUAGUAUGUCUCACGAAAGUUGUAAUAAAAUUAAAUAUGUUUCAUGUUGAGCAUAUUAUGUUGUUGGUUUUAAUGAGCUCUAUUUUACCAAUCACUCCUGUUUAAUAGAAAAAACAAAUACCUAAUUAAAUUCUUUAAAAAAUUACACUAUUUGCUAUCCUCUUCACUCGUAUUAAGAGCGAAAGAGAUAGAAUAUCAAAAUAUGGAAACGAAAAUGUUCAGUAAAAUUUAUAUUUUUACAAAAUAAAAUGCCAAGAUACGUAAUUUUCACCUUAUUGUAAUAAAAUAUCUUUAAUUAUCUUUAGCAUUAAAAUUCACCGGUGGGGUAGACGGAGAUAUAUAAAUAUAUCCCUAUUUAUAAUAGGGAAUGAAUCUAUAGAUUUUGUGCUAAAAAACUAGACCGAAAAUUCUAAAAAAUACAUAAUCUUACUAAUACUAAUUUGUAUGUAUGUUUGUUACUCAAUCACGCCAAAACGGCUGAAGGGAUCGGGAUGAAAUUUGGAACAGGGGUAGAUUAUGGUCUAGAAUUACACGUCAUUUCUACGUAUAAAACGUGCCUAGAAGUGACGUCACGCGAUGUUUCAAAUCGAUAUAUCCUCGCAAGUAUUUGUUUUCGUAAGAAAAUAAAAAAUACGUGUCUAAUGUUUUAAAAUAAUCUACAAGACGGACAUUAAAAUAAAAAAAAAAAAAUUCUGUGGAUCAUAUUAGAUAAAGAAAGCAAUACUGAUUACAUUUGAAUGAAUUUUCAUCUACUGUCAUUUACAGUUUAUCCAAGCAAUAAUGAGUUCUAAUACUUUGACUUAAGAAUUUUCUUGAAAUCAAUAAUAUUUUCGCAAUAAAUAAAAAUAAAUUACUAUUAUGUGUCCUAUUCCAUUCGUAGUAGAACUCAAAAUUGAUUGGCUAAACUGGAUAUUCGUUUUUUUAAAGCUUUUCCAUUUUUACCCCUUUUACCUGUUUGAGGGUUAAAAUAAAAUAAGGGUACAAAAACGAAAAUGUGAUCUUAAGAAAAGUAUUAUUGUGAAUAAUUGAUAAUAAUAAAUAAAUAAUAAUGUAAUGUAAUAAUAAAAUGAAUAAAGAAAUUAAUUAUAUGUUA